Messenger RNA from Pseudomyrmex gracilis, 1429 nucleotides. Its product is annotated as ovalbumin-related protein X-like. Bases 81 to 1328 code for a protein of 415 amino acids. The record is from RefSeq and is a predicted model, not a curated record. NCBI's taxonomy places the organism in Eukaryota, Metazoa, Arthropoda, Insecta, Hymenoptera, Formicidae. The transcript has 8 exons. Gene Ontology annotation, molecular function: serine-type endopeptidase inhibitor activity.
CACUGGUCGUUUUGAAGCAGCGAUUUUGAACGCGAUUAAUCAUUUGGCGCUUGAUCAAAAUAUAAUGCAAAUUGUGAAAGAUGAGUCUCAUUAAUCCAACUGUAUAUAUUUUAGUGCUGUAUCUACUCGUCGGUACUGAUGCCUUUUCUCGAUGUCUAUUCAAUGUUACAGAAUCACUACAAACUGUAGAAAAUUUAAAAAAUGUAGCUCCAUUGUAUUAUGAAUUUACUAGUUCGUUAUACAAGAACGUAUCAGAAAGCGGAAACGAUAAUAUUUUGAUUUCUCCUGCGAACUUGUAUGUAGUAUUGUUCUUACUUGCCGACAUCGCUGAAGGUUCCUCUUUAGACGAACUGAACUCUAUUCUCUAUAACAAUGAAAAACCUCUUUUGAUGACAGAUCUCCAAGCUUUGAGGAAUCUAUUAAAAGAUAGUAAAUAUGAUGAUAUGUAUACAAUAACUGCAAUACGUACACUAUAUGAUUGUCCAUUUGACCACUAUUUUACGUUUUCACAAACAGAGUUCGCUUGUCACUUAUUUAAAAAAAAUUCUACCAGUAUACACGAUACAGCUUACGACAUUCUUAAAAACUGGAUUGAACUCACAGCAGAUAACAAAAUAAAUCUAGACAAUAUAUUCUGUGCAGAUAGUGUUGAGAGAGAAAUAAGAAUAAUGUUCCUAAGUACUAUUAACUUCAAGGGCACCUGGCUUGAUAAGUUUGAUAAAAAGAAUACACAACUGCGUGAUUUUCAUGUUUCUAAAACAGAGAUAAAUCUUGUCCCAACAAUGGUUAAGAAAACAAAAUUUAAUUGCGGUGAAAUACCAGAGUGGAAAGCAAGUUUUAUUGAAAUACCAUACAUGAAUUCAGACUUCGUAAUGGUGAUAUUGUUGCCAUACGAAGAAGUGAACUUGCAGACUGUGGAAAAUAAUUUCGACUGGAAAAAAUUAGCAAACGCACCCAGAUUUAUCGAGGAGAUAGAAUUGUAUCUACCUAAAUUCAAGUUUCAUAAUUUUUUUAUAAAUUUUGUUGAUAUUUUAAAAAAGAUGGGCGUGAUCACAAUGUUUUCGGAAGAUGCAGAGUUUGAAAGUAUAUUUUAUGACCUUCUACGUCACAGCCAUUUACUACAGCAAGUGUUUUUAAACGUUGAUGAAGGUACAGAGGCUGCUGCUAAAGAAACAGUUGCACAAGAAAGAUCAAUUAGAUCGGCACCGAGGAUAUUUGCGGUAGAACGUCCAUUUUUAUUUGCGAUUGAAUAUAAGCCAUACAAGAUACCUCUACUUUUGGGAAGUAUGCGGAAACUAAACUAUGAAUCAUGGAAAGAUGAAUUGUAAAUAAUAACUUUUAGAAAUAGAAGUUAUUUCAGCUGUAUUACGAUAUGACCACUCAUAGUUCAGGAAUGACACUGCACAUGAUGAAAGAUCUAUUACUUAAG